GAUUGGCGUUCGCCGGCCGGGUCUGUGGGGUUUAAAGAGGGGGGCGGGGGCGUGCUGCCCAGCCGCUUUGCUGUCCCCGCCGUGCGCCCAUCUCUGUCCCCGUUGUGCGCCCGUCGCGCCGUCGCAGCUGGGCUCUCGCAGCCUCUCCUGGCCUCCCGCUACCUCCAGCGUCCCGCAUCGCGCCGUAGCAUCUUGCCAUCGCCGGCCAGCUGCUCGUGAGCGCGCGAGAGGGAGGACCAGGGCAGGCGCCGUUCAGCCCAGGAGCAGGCACAGCCACAGCUAGUGAAGGGCGAGGCGCGGUGAGGACUCCACGGUGGCCACGAUGGUGGCCACAUGCCUGCAGGUAGUGGGCUUCGUCACUAGCUUCGUCGGCUGGAUCGGCAUCAUCGUUACCACGUCCACCAAUGACUGGGUGGUGACCUGCGGCUACACUAUUCCCACCUGCCGCAAGCUGGACGAGCUGGGCUCCAAGGGACUGUGGGCCGACUGUGUCAUGGCCACUGGGCUGUACCACUGCAAGCCCCUGGUGGACAUCCUCAUCCUGCCGGGCUAUGUUCAGGCUUGCCGAGCCCUGAUGAUUGCUGCCUCUGUCCUGGGUCUGCCAGCCAUUCUCCUGCUGCUGACAGUUCUCCCCUGCAUCCGGAUGGGUCAUGAGCCUGGCGUGGCCAAGUACAGGAGGGCCCAGCUAGCUGGUGUCAUGCUCAUUCUGCUGGCUCUCUGUGCCAUGGUCGCCACCAUCUGGUUUCCUGUGUGCGCCCACCGUGAGACCACCAUCGUGAGCUUUGGCUACUCCCUGUAUGCAGGCUGGAUUGGUGCUGUGCUGUGCCUCGUGGGUGGCUGUGUCAUCGUCUGCUGCGCCGGAGAUGCCCAGGCGUUUGGUGAAAACCGUUUCUACUACUCUUCGGGUUCCAGUUCCCCCACUCAUGCCAAGAGUGCCCACGUAUAAGAGAGCUGUCAGCCUGCCCACGAGGUGCUGUAGAUGCCGGGCCAUGGCCCGAGGUUUGCGUUAUCAUGGUGAGGGGGUGGGAAGCCCACUCCUCUGCCAGGCUCCGAAGCCAAAAGUCUAGAAAAGCAUCCUGUCUGGCAUUUUGUAGCCUUAACACCCCCCUCUCUUUUCAUUGCCUUAAAAGAAAUCUUUAGCUCAGAUAAUGCCACACAUUUUUUUCAUGGUUUGGCCCAUUAUUAGCUCUUUUCUUGGGCAUUGCUUUGUCAUAUAUAUAUGCCUAUGUAUAUGUCUAUGUAUAUACAUAUAUAUAUAUGACAAAUAUAUAUGAAACAAUUUUUCCUCUGUCUCUUUAAAUUUUAAAUAUCUUGCAAACAUUGCUGAGUUGGGUGUGGGGAGAGAAAUAAAAGACACUUUCAAACUGUUACAGAUGACAAUGGGAGCCUCAUAAAGAUGCCUCUCUGUUCCCUCCCUCCUCUCAGCUCCAAGGUCAUUUAGUUAUAACUGAUAGAAAAAGAUAGAAUUUCAGGGGGUGGGGGGGAGGGGACUCAUGGAACUUUUCCUCCAUGGGAAAGUUUCCCUUUUGUAAGUUGAGGGCAAAGGGUGGGGAUAUUUUUUAGUUUGUGAUUUUACAUUUAUCUGUACAUACUUUUUCAAGGUUGCUCAUUUUUAUAACCAUAGUUUUCCUGAAAUUCUUGAUUCAUCAGUAUGAAGGAAAUGAACCAAAUAAACUUUAAUGAUACCAUAAAUAAUAGUACAAGUGAGUAUAACUCUGACAUUCCACAAAACAUUUUUGAUUUCCAGGUUUGUAUGAUGUCAUUUUUAAUCCUAUACUUGCAUAUGCUUUAAAUUAACACAUUUUUAAAGCUUUUACCCUGUUCUUUCAAUUUUCAAUCUGUUAGCCAUCUUGAAGCAAUAUUGUCUAACAUAAAUUGUACUGUUGAAUUUGGCUUUACGGGUGUAAACACUGAUAGUGUAUCAGUAUCUGAGACCCCAAACUCUCCAAACAUUGAUGGUGCAUUUUGUUCUUUAAAUGAAAUCUGUGCAAUAAAAUAACAGCCUGUCUGCAAAA
This is a messenger RNA of Phacochoerus africanus (Common warthog), 2015 nucleotides long. It is a transcript of the gene CLDN11, whose product is annotated as claudin 11. The transcript is spliced from 3 exons. Bases 323 to 946 code for a protein of 207 amino acids. Gene Ontology annotation, molecular function: structural molecule activity. The record is from RefSeq and is a predicted model, not a curated record. Gene Ontology annotation, biological process: bicellular tight junction assembly; cell adhesion. Gene Ontology annotation, cellular component: plasma membrane; bicellular tight junction. Lineage: Eukaryota; Metazoa; Chordata; Mammalia; Artiodactyla; Suidae.